GCAAGUUAAGCAGGCGCCACCGCUACCAGCAGCAGCAGCAGCAGCACCCCCGCGAUAAGGUUUUUCUACUUUUAUACAACACACAAGACAACAGCCAGCAGAGUGCCAAGAUGACCGAACUGCGCAACGAAAUGGACAGCGACCUGGACCAGAACUACUCGCUCAACAGCAAUGCUGCGAUGGACCCCAAGAAUAUGCAGGAGCUGACCAUAUACGUACAAAAUCUGUUGCAGAACGUGCAGGACAAGUUCCAGACCAUGUCUGAUCAGAUAAUCACACGUAUCGAUGACAUGGGCAACCGCAUCGAUGAUCUGGAGAAGAGCAUCGCGGACCUGAUGAACCAGGCUGGGAUCGAGGGCCAGAUACCGGAGAAAUGAGACGACCAAAGCUAGGCGUGGCCACGGCCGCCCGCCCCUUCACCAGCCACGCCCUAAUCAAAUACAUCGAACACCAUUGUCGCCACAAACCAAGCACUCAAAUCAAAUUUACAAUUCCAGACUCUCACAUUCAUUUAAUCCCCCACUGCACCCAUCCCAUCCACACACACAAUUGCUCUCAAAGAUUUGCUCAUUCAAAUUUAUUGCAUAGUUUUAAGUUCGCUCCACCAGGAAGAUCAUAAUUUAAGUAAAGUAAUUGUAGACUUUGCGAGCAACGGGCAUGUUUCAGAGCUAUUGCCAUUUAGUUUCUAUUUUAAAUUAUACAUUAUUAAAAUUCACGAAUUGUAA
Messenger RNA from Drosophila persimilis, 725 nucleotides. Its product is annotated as heat shock factor-binding protein 1. Gene Ontology annotation, molecular function: transcription corepressor activity. NCBI's taxonomy places the organism in Eukaryota, Metazoa, Arthropoda, Insecta, Diptera, Drosophilidae. The transcript has 2 exons. Gene Ontology annotation, biological process: cellular heat acclimation. The coding region runs from base 111 to 377 and encodes 88 amino acids. The record is from RefSeq and is a predicted model, not a curated record. Gene Ontology annotation, cellular component: cytosol; nucleus.